CUGUCUCAGGGCACUGAAGGACUGGGUCCACCCCGGCGGGGUAGAGGGACUUGCCGGGAGCCAUCCACGGGCUUUCGGCGCCCUCCAGCGGCGUCUCGGGAGGAGGGAGAGACGCCGAGACAGCGAGAGAGAGCGCAAAGAGCGAGACGCGAGAGAGCGAGGGUCCGAGAAGGGGAGCGAGGGAGACGCGGGCUGAGAGACCGACCCGAGGCGGGGGCGAGGAGCAGGGGCGGCGCGAGAAACUGACAGCGUGUCCCGCGGCGGGGCGGGGGCUCGGCCGGGCGUCCGCGGGGGACGCCGCCGCUAGAGGGCACAUCGGGAGCGGCAGCCCGCCAGGCACCCUGGGGGACCGAGCUCCCGCCCCGGCCCCGCGGCCCGCGCCCCGGGCGGCCCGAGCCCCCUCCGCGGGCGCGCGGCUCCCCGCCUUCCCAGCCACGGCUGGCGCGCGGCCCGGCCCGGCAGAGCACAGUCCCGGCCCCGAGGGGGGCCGAGCUCGGGCGAAAACCCGCCCUCCAGCGAGCUCAUUUCCCUAAAAAGGGGGGGCGGAACGGGAGGGAGAGAAAGAAAGAGAGAAAAAGAAGGGAAGGGAGAGGGAGACGGCUGGAGCCCGAGGACCGACGCGGAGCCGCGGGCCGAGCGGGGGGCGGGAGACAGGAAGGAGGGAGGCGAGCAGAGGGAAGGGGAAGAGGUCGGGGAGCGCGGGCGGGAGCGGUCGCGGUCGCCGUCGCGAUCGAGCGAGCGAGCGGGCGAGGGACGCCCUCCCCUGGCCUCCAGUGCCCGCUUCUCUCGCCGCCGCCCCGCCAGCAUGCCCGGCGUGGCCCGCCUGCCGCUGCUGCUCGGGCUGCUGCUGCUCCCGCGUCCCGGCCGGCCGCUGGACUUGGCCGACUACACCUAUGACCUGGCGGAGGAGGACGACCCGGAGCCCCUCAACUACAAAGACCCCUGCAAGGCGGCUGCCUUUCUUGGGGACAUUGCCCUGGACGAAGAGGACUUGAGGGCCUUCCAGGUGCAGAAGGCUGCGGAUCUCAGACAGCGCACAGCCCAUAGGUCCUCCUUCAAAGCUCCAGUUCCAGAAAACACUUCUACCCCCAGCUGCAAGAGCACCAACGGGCAGCCUCAGAGGGGAGCCUCCGGGAGGUGGAGAGGCAGAUCUCGCAGACGGCGGGCAGCAACGUCCAGACCGGAGCGUGUGUGGCCUGAUGGGGUCAUCCCCUUUGUCAUUGGGGGAAACUUCACUGGUAGCCAGAGGGCAGUCUUCCGGCAGGCCAUGAGGCACUGGGAGAAGCACACCUGUGUCACCUUCCUGGAGCGCACCGAUGAGGACAGCUAUAUUGUAUUCACCUACCGACCUUGCGGGUGCUGCUCCUACGUGGGUCGCCGCGGCGGGGGCCCCCAGGCCAUCUCCAUCGGCAAGAACUGUGACAAGUUCGGCAUCGUGGUCCACGAGCUGGGCCAUGUCGUCGGCUUCUGGCACGAACACACUCGGCCAGACCGGGACCGCCACGUUUCCAUCGUUCGUGAGAACAUCCAGCCAGGGCAGGAGUAUAACUUCCUGAAGAUGGAGCCUCAGGAGGUGGAGUCCUUGGGGGAGACCUAUGACUUCGACAGCAUCAUGCACUACGCUCGCAACACAUUCUCCAGGGGCAUCUUCCUGGAUACCAUUGUCCCCAAGUAUGAGGUGAACGGGGUGAAACCCCCCAUUGGCCAAAGGACACGGCUCAGCAAAGGGGACAUUGCUCAGGCCCGAAAGCUUUACAAGUGCCCAGCCUGCGGAGAGACCCUGCAAGACAGCACAGGCAACUUCUCCUCCCCUGAGUACCCCAAUGGCUACUCAGCUCACAUGCACUGCGUGUGGCGCAUCUCUGUCACACCCGGGGAGAAGAUUAUUCUGAACUUUACAUCCCUGGACCUGUACCGCAGCCGCCUGUGCUGGUACGACUACGUGGAGGUCCGAGAUGGCUUCUGGAGGAAGGCGCCCCUCCGAGGCCGCUUCUGCGGGUCCAAACUCCCUGAGCCCAUCGUGUCCACUGACAGCCGCCUCUGGGUUGAAUUCCGCAGCAGCAGCAAUUGGGUUGGAAAGGGCUUCUUUGCCGUCUAUGAAGCUAUCUGCGGGGGUGACGUGAAAAAGGACUACGGCCACAUUCAAUCACCCAACUACCCAGACGAUUACCGGCCCAGCAAAGUCUGCAUCUGGCGGAUCCAGGUGUCCGAGGGUUUCCACGUGGGCCUCACGUUCCAGUCCUUCGAGAUUGAGCGCCACGAUAGCUGUGCCUACGACUACCUGGAGGUACGCGACGGGCACAGUGAGAGCAGCCCCCUCAUCGGGCGCUACUGUGGCUACGAGAAGCCCGAUGACGUCAAGAGCUCGUCCAGCCGCCUCUGGCUCAAGUUUGUCUCCGACGGAUCCAUCAACAAAGCUGGCUUCGCCGUCAACUUUUUCAAAGAGGUGGACGAGUGCUCUCGGCCCAACCGCGGGGGCUGCGAGCAGCGCUGCCUCAACACCCUGGGCAGCUACAAGUGCAGCUGUGACCCCGGGUAUGAGCUGGCCCCAGACAAGCGCCACUGUGAGGCUGCCUGUGGUGGAUUCCUCACCAAGCUCAACGGCUCCAUCACCAGCCCAGGCUGGCCCAAGGAGUACCCUCCCAACAAGAACUGCAUCUGGCAGCUGGUGGCGCCCACCCAGUACCGCAUCUCCCUGCAGUUUGACUUCUUCGAGACAGAGGGCAAUGAUGUGUGCAAGUAUGACUUUGUGGAGGUGCGCAGUGGACUCACGGCCGACUCCAAGCUGCAUGGCAAGUUCUGUGGUUCUGAGAAGCCCGAGGUCAUCACCUCCCAGUACAACAACAUGCGUGUGGAGUUCAAGUCCGACAACACCGUGUCCAAAAAGGGCUUCAAGGCCCACUUCUUCUCAGAUAAGGACGAGUGCUCCAAGGAUAACGGUGGCUGCCAGCAGGACUGCGUCAACACCUUCGGCAGUUACGAGUGCCAGUGCCGCAGCGGCUUCGUCCUCCACGACAACAAGCACGACUGCAAAGAAGAGGCAGAAGUCAGAUCGCCGUGGAUUGAAGAGACAUGCAUUGAGAAUGUGGCCAUGGCAUGUGUUCCAGAAGGCGAGCUGGAAAGAAAAGGAGAGUGGAUGGGCUGGGCCUGGGAGAGCUCUUUCAGGGUGUGUGAAGGUUCGGAGGCUGCAGAGCUAAGAGAGUGUGAGGCUGGAUCGUUUCUGGUGUGAGGGUUCCCAGGCAUGGGCAGCAAUGAGCUGCAGCUCCCAGAAGGGCAGUCUGCCUUGACAGGGAGGAGGAGCACCUGCUCCAGGGCUGCCGAGCAGCGGCACAGAUGGGUUUGCAGUUCAGAACCCAGAGGUUGAAGCCAUUUAUAGUGGAGGGCCCCGGCUUUCUCAGGAGGUAAGAGAGAGGUGGUCUGCCACUGGGAGCUGAUAGAGUGACUUGAGGAAGGGGCUGAAUGUUUGCAGCAGUUGCUAAGGAGGUGAGAGAUGGAGCUGGUGAAGGCCAAAUCCAAGGAGUAUCCAGUGGUCUGGGGGGCCCAGGUGAGGCUGGAGCCACACAUGGGGUUUUCUAAGAUGGUGCCAGGCAGAGCCGGGAUGCAGGGCCAUGCAGAGUGCGGAGGAGCAGGCUGGGUGGUCAGCAAGGCAGUCAGUUAAGUCAAUCAAGGAAGAAGUAUUGGGAGAGAAUGGAGAGAUGAAGACCCUGGAGGUCUCUCUAAAAUAAAGAGGCCAGCCAGGCGCAGUGGCUCAUGCCUGUGACCCUAGCACUUUGAGAAGCUGAGGCAGGAGGAUCGCUUGAAACCAGGAGUUUGAGAUCAGCCUGGGCAACAUAAUGAGACCCCAUCUCUACAAAAAGUAAAAAUGAAAAAAAUUAGCCAGGUGCUAUGCCUGUAGUCCCAGCUACUUGGGAGGCUGAGGCAGGAGAAUUGCUUGAAUCCAGGAGGCAGAGGUUGAGCCUGGGAGCUUGAGGCUACGGUAAGCUAUUACACUACUGCACUCCAGCCUGGGUAGCAAAGUGAUACCCCGUUUUUGUUUUUUAAUUUUAAUAAAGUCAAAUGACCAUAGUUGGGAGGGUGAGGUCCUGAGCACCCCGAAGGAACAGGAGGUGGCCACGGAACGGAGAGGAUGAUGUGUUUGUGGCGUGGAGAAAGUGGAUGAUGACAAAGCCUCCAAGGAACUGAGAGGCCACCUUAGGUGGACCGUUGUGUGUCUGUUGACUUCACCUGGGAGGGUAGCAGGAGUGGGGGUGGGGAGAACUGAGUCAGGUGUCAAAGUCUCAUGUGACUGUCCCGAUUGCUGGAGAUCAGCAGACAACAGCUUCGAGGAGGGGCACAGGUCGGCUGGAGGCAGUGGCUCAUGCCUGUAAUCCCAGCACUUAGGGAGGCCUAGGCAGGCAGAUCACUUGAGGCCAGGAGUUUGAGACCAGCCUGGCCAACAUGGCAAAACUCUUUCUCUACUAAAAAUACAAAAAUUAGCUGGACAUGGUGGCUCACAUCUGUAAUCCAAGAUAUUUGGGAGGCUGAGGCAGGAGAAUCACUUAAACCUGAGAGGCGGAAGUUUCAGUGAGCCGAUAUCAUACUAUUGCACUCCAGCCUGGGCAACAGAGUGAGACUCUGUCCCCGCCCCCCACCCCCAAAAAAAUGGAGAAGCACAGGUGAUAUGACCCAUGUGGCCCAACACCUACAACGGUCCGGGUCGCCCAGGAGAGGCUGCGAUGGCUGCUUCCUGAGCGCUGCCACGUGAGGCCUCACUCAAGGCUUUUGUAGGAAUUGGCAGCUAGGUUUUCCCCAGACACAGGUAGCCUCAUGGAAAAGAAAUGAUGCCUGCCUGCCAUCCAGUUCGUAAGUGGCACAAGACGUGAAAGAAAGGAGGGGGCAGGAGGGAAGGGCUAUCGCAGCUUGGGGUCCCUCUCUAUCACCUUCCGUCACUCGCUUUCCUGCAGCCGGCUGUGACCACAAGGUGACAUCCACCAGUGGUACCAUUACCAGCCCCAACUGGCCUGACAAGUAUCCCAGCAAGAAGGAAUGCACCUGGGCCAUCUCCAGUACCCCCGGGCACCGGGUCA
Molecule: messenger RNA, 5066 nt
Organism: Callithrix jacchus (white-tufted-ear marmoset)
Lineage: Eukaryota; Metazoa; Chordata; Mammalia; Primates; Cebidae
Source: RefSeq, a predicted model, not a curated record